AUUAAGGUGAGAAAAAAAUUGACAAGGGGGCAACUUUAAGGCACAGGCAGAUGGUAAAAGCCAUUAAGAGCGCAUCGCGCUUGUGUCAAGGUGAAGGAAUGAAUGCACAGAUGUCUUCUGGGAUCAUGCACUUACUUUUCCUGUUGGCUGUCAUCUUGUCCUGCCAAGGCUGUCCAGAAAAAUGCACUUGCUCCUUUCAAACGGUUCAAUGCCAAAACCAGGACUUGGACGUGAUUCCACAUCCCAUACCUGUCAAUACCACAUUUCUGUGGAUCACUGGAAACAACAUUUCCAACAUCAACCAGGACUCUUUUCCCGCUCGCUUGGAAUUACUAACAGAUCUUUACCUCAACGGCAAUGACCUGGAGGCCGUGGAGGAAAUGGUGUUUCAGAACUUGCCAAACCUGGAGCGCCUGGACCUGAGCAAUAAUAAAAUCCAAACUUUCAGUGAAAACGCGUUUCCGGGUGAGACUAAAUUACAAGUUUUGAACCUUAGUAGAUCUUUUCACAAUCGUUCCUCUGUGAGCGAGGUCCUGAGCAUCAUACAGAGCGGGAACCUCCUCCAGCUCACCGUCUUGGACCUGUCCGACAACGACGUUGUGCUUCUUCCAGAAGGUACCUUCACAGGCCUGUCGAAUUUAAUCAACCUCAACCUGCGGAACAGCUCCGUCAUCUCCAUCUCGAGUGGGAUCCUGAAGGUGCCCCCGCUGCGUGACCUCGACCUGAGGGACAACAGUCUCAGGAAUCUUCCCGGCAACACGCUGACUGAGCUCAACUUCAAGUCAGACCUUCACGUUCGCUUAGCGGGGAACCCAUGGCGCUGCGAUUGUUUAAUCGAGGACAUGCUGGUGUGGCUGAAGAACUCUACACAAGUCACCGACACAAAGAGCCUGACAUGUGCGGACCCCGUGCGACUGAGCCGCCGGCCGCUGGUGCAGGUGCAGACAUCCCAGCUUAAGUGUUCGGGCAACAUGGAGGGCGUGCUGGAGACCUCGUACGUCUUCCUGGGCUUGGUGCUGGCACUGAUUGGCGUCAUAUUCCUGCUGGUGCUCUACUUGAACCGGAAAGGCAUCAAGCGGUGGAUGUACAACAUCAGGGAUGCUUGUAGGGACCACAUGGAGGGAUAUCAUUACAGGUAUGAGAUCAACUCUGACCCACGUUUGGCCAACCUGAGCAUUAAUUCAGACGUGUGAGCGAGGACACAGUACUAUGCGGAACAUUGAUAUGACUUUACACUAUGAAAAGUUGCAUGACAGUCUUCCUGCCCUCCUGGUUCCCAAUUAACCCUUUCAUCACCUCUCCUUCUCAGCUGCAUGUGGUGUACCUGGUGAAUUUGCUCCCAUGUGCAUGAUCAUUGCAUGGACAAUCAAUCAUUAUGACUGCUUGAAAAGAGUGCGAUGCUCCACUGUUACCCAAAGGACAAAAAUAUGGAGAGCAUUGACUUUUAUGAAAGACAUGAGAAGAAUAUCUGGGUAAUAAUAAUCCACGUACUGCUGAUGAAUGCAUUCUUCUACUUAAGCCUCUGCUGAACAGAAAUGCUGUAUAGCCUGUAUGUGAUUUUUUUUAAUAAGUGAACUUGUGAUAAGUACCCCGAUUUAUUUGUAUGAUUAUAGUGCACAUUGCAUACUUUUUGGAUUUAUUAGACGGGUCUGUUUCCUUGUGAAUAUGUUCCGCUAAAUAAAAAGCAUCUGAAUUGCUUGUA
Molecule: messenger RNA, 1702 nt
Organism: Nerophis ophidion (straightnose pipefish)
Lineage: Eukaryota; Metazoa; Chordata; Actinopteri; Syngnathiformes; Syngnathidae
Gene: tpbg
Product: trophoblast glycoprotein b
Exons: 1
Coding region: 51-1193 (380 amino acids)
Biological process (GO): negative regulation of canonical Wnt signaling pathway
Cellular component (GO): plasma membrane
Molecular function (GO): protein binding
Source: RefSeq, a predicted model, not a curated record